AUGGCGCGAUACAUGGGCGGCCCUCGCUGCCGCCGCGACAAGUUUCGUCGGCGUGCCACCAUGCUUCCUCCUGGAACCUUUCGUCAAACCAAACAAUACGAGGAGGACGAUGAGGGCUGGGAGCAAAGUGAAGAUGAAGUCCCUGACUCGGACGACAUCGGUAGUAGUUCCCAGGAGCAGCCCACCGUUUUCAAAGGCAAGAACGGUCAUGGGGCCGCCUUCGAUGACGAAGAUGGAAGCGACGGCGACAACGACAGCGACAGCGACAGCGAGUCCAGCAGCUUGGGCUCUGGGUUCGAAUACCCAUUCCCAGGUCUUCAUGGUCGUGAGCAGACGAACAACGCCGUCAGCGACAAUGAGCCACGCCUGAAGAGAGCGCGGUCUAUGAGCAUCCCCAUUUAUCCUCCCAACCCAUUUUCUACCGGCAUGCUUACUUACCAGCCGCCCCCGCUGCCCAUUUCCUACGGAUGGAUGGUGCGGGGCACUGUUGAGCACAUUGAGGACCUUCACCUCUCCGGAAUCCCGGUCUGCAGCAAGGCGGUGCGUUCCAAGACCCAGAUCCAGGUCUUGGGAGAGUACACAUGGAUCGAGACGACUCCAAGCCAAGAGAAGACCUUCGAGCGGUUCCCUGCCAUUUAUGUCCCAGGCAACGCCCGCACCUGGCGCCCCGUCCAGAUCGACUCAAGCCUCCACCAGAAAGAGAUCCAGUCCAUCGUCAACCAGAAGAUCCGCGAUGACAAUGCCCACCGCCAGCCACGAUACCCCUUCGAGCCAGCCCUACGCGCCCUCGAGGCCGCCGACAAGGUCACAAGCCUCAGCGAGAUCGACAUCGUGACCGACACCGACACCCUGACGCAGCUCCUGUCCUUCAUAAUGGGCGACGCGGCCACCCGCCGGGUUAAGGAGCCCUUCCGUCUCGAGCUCAAGACUGUGCGCAACACCCUGUUCAUCCACCCGAGCUACAAGCCCGGAAGCAGCCAGACGGGCCCUCCAAACAAGAAGACACGCCACGAUCCCAGCAUAUCCCCGCCUGACUGGGCCCCCGGCGUGCUGGGCCACAUCGGCACCCGCGCCGCGAGGCUGCCCUACAGCGGUGGACACUACCGCCUCGUGCGGUACCGCUUCGGCAACGUUGUACUCGCCGUGAGGGUCAAGGUGGACUUUGUCUACCAGCACCGCAACGCCCCGCGCCAGGCCCAAGUCGACCCACUGAGUGACGUGCAGCCGGUGUUCCUCCCGCGCCAGGAGGGCGACGUGGCACAGAUCUGGAAGACCACAGUCAAGCAGUCAGGGCUGGGGACCAGGCCCGCCGCCGCGGGCAUCACGUCCGUCAGGUACACGUGGCAGGACCAGAGGAUUAGGAUGAAGGCGCUGCUGCCGCACCUGUGGUUCUCGCGCACGCCCUUUGUGAUCGACUGCAAGGCCAGCUACCCGGACCUGGCCGUUAAGGAGGCCGAGCUGGUCAACGCUCGCCAGUGGUACCGCUGGUUCGAGCGCGGCCACGAGAACAGCCUGCGGCGCCUGGCUGGGCUCCUCAAGCACCUCCAGGGCAGGACGCGCGAGAUGGGAGGCGACAUCGUGCUCAUUGCCGACCCGUCGCCGGUCUACUUCGUACUCCUCAAGCCUAUGAUCGCAAUGCAGGCGCUGCCGGAGGACCUGGUCGUGAAGUUCUGGGGACCUGACACCGAAAAGGAGGAGCGAGAGCGGCUGGCUGAGAUGGGCCGAGACAGCACGCCCGAGGAUGCGAACAGUGACCUCACCGACCUCAGCUCUACCCCAAGUCUUCCCUCACGGUCAGAGAUUCCCAGCGCUGGUCACGGGAAGGCCGGUCGAUCGCAGCUUGCAACGCCAUCGCCUGACGAACCACAGGCACACAGCGAGGCGGCACCUGGUCACAUCCGCGGCGGCAGUGCUAGUACAGGUGGGACGCAGCUUUCCGAAGAGUCGGCCGAAGAGAACGACCCCAACCAGAUGGUUAUGGACUGGAACAAUGCCGUCGAGACCCCUGUGGAACAGUCAAUCGAGGAGGGCGGAGCAUCAGGAUACGAGGCCAGCCCGGCAUACAACCUUGAGUCAAGCCUGGACGGAAACCGCUCGUCCUCACAGGAUAGCAUCAUGGCCGGCGAGUCCGCUCAGGAAGCCGGUAACGAGGGCUCGGAUAAGGUCCUCGACUCCCUGCUCCUUCAGAUGAACCGCCCCAGGGUGAAGCAGGAAAGCCACGAGAGCCUCGUCGCGGUAGCUAGGACCGCAGACGCCGAGGUCCUGCGGGGCCAGCACUCCCUGCUGAUGGUGGACCGCCACCUGACCAGCGGUAUGCACGAGUCCUCGGAUGACGAGUGGCCCCCCAGACCUCCCGUCCACCCCCAUGGCCGCAUCACCAACGCUGCGCCAGACAUGCCCCGCCCGCCGCGCCACGCCCACGGGGACAUGGAGCUGCGCAGCAUCCGGUCUGGCUCGUUCGUCCCGUCGGCCGAGACGCCGCCCGGGCCGUACAAUGCUGAUGUCGACUCGGAGGGACACGUCGUGCCCAGAGGUGGCCGGAGGCGUCCUCGCGAGACAGACUCUGAUGAUGACGACGACGAGGAGGAGGAGCCUUCCCCGGCACAUCGCCGCCGCAAAUACCAUACUUCACAUCGCGCAAACGUGACGGCGAGCGGCCGCCCGAGGCUCAGUGAUGGGAGACAUGGUCAACGGAGCUAUAUCGAGGUUUCCAACGAUGCUGAUGCUGAGAAUGAGGACGAGGAUGAGGAUGAAGAGAUGGCCACCGACGAACCGGAACAAGUCAGCAUCGAGUACGACGACAACAAUGACGGCGCGGACGAUGAGGGCGCGUGGAACUAG
This is a messenger RNA of Diaporthe batatas, 2841 nucleotides long. RefSeq lists its product as uncharacterized. The record is from RefSeq and is a predicted model, not a curated record. Bases 1 to 2841 code for a protein of 946 amino acids. Lineage: Eukaryota; Fungi; Ascomycota; Sordariomycetes; Diaporthales; Diaporthaceae. The transcript has 3 exons.